Messenger RNA from Ambispora gerdemannii, 2433 nucleotides. Lineage: Eukaryota; Fungi; Glomeromycota; Glomeromycetes; Archaeosporales; Ambisporaceae. The record is from the annotation of a GenBank genome assembly.
AUGUCUGUCGAAGAUAUACGAAAAGCCUUGGCACUCUCAGUAGAAGAAAUUAUAGAUCCAGUUGAAAAAGCAAGAGCACGUCGGGAGCUUGAAGAACGCAAUAGAGCGCUCGAUCUGGCAAUGCAAGAAGCUGAAGAAGAGCAAGCAUUAUAUAAUCGUCCGCGUCCUGUUUCCUUACAAAAGAACUUCGAUUUUGAUAAUAAACAAGAAGAUUCCACCUCCGCCUCUUCCUCUGUAUCAAACAAUAGCAGUGUUGGUUUAGGAGGUUUAUCAAGCUUUUUAGUCGAAAGAAAGGAAAUGGAGAGAGAAAGACUGGAACGUGCAGAAAAGCGACGCGCUAAUUCUUCUUUGGUCCCUACUUUCGAUAAAAAAACUAAAAUCGUGAAUGGGCAAAUCGUUCAAGUUUCAGAUAAUGCUUUAAAAUAUGCAAACGGUGUCUUGAAGUUGACUUAUAUACCUGAUUUCCGAGGAGAUUAUGUCAAAUUUGAAGAUCUUAUUGAAAAGUCUAAAUUAAAACGCGCUUUUCUAUCGUGCUUUGUUGUGAGUCUUGAUUGGGUGCAACAAAACUUUCCGAGUCAAGCAAAUAUAGUAUUGGCGAAGCAACGCGAUUACAGUGAACAAAAGCCUGGUGUGUAUAAAACCAAAUUCGACAAUAUCAUACUUGUGAAUCCACCGAUGCUUAAUUCAGACUUUGGAUGUUUCCACGCGAAACUCAUGUUACUCUACUACGAUAACUGGAUGCGAGUCGUGAUAACAUCCGCGAAUUUAAUCCCAAUGGAUUGGGAACAAAUGGAAAACGUUGUUUUCGUCCAAGAUUUUCCGCUUCUUGACACGCCUGCGUCCGAUAUUUCUCAACAACCCGAAUUCGCGCAAGAUUUAUCAGCAUUUGUAUUGGCGAUGCGUGAGAAAGGUGCGCAGGAUAGAGUGUUGAUUCAAGUCACGGAUAAACUUCGUCAUUAUGAUUUUAGUAAAGCGAAGGCAAAAAUUGUUGGUUCUGUGUCUGGGCUACACCAAGGAUUUGGAGAAAUGAAAAAACAUGGACAUGUGAAAUUAGGUCAAGUCGUUAAAGAGUUAUGCGGAGAAAUGGAAAAUGUAGAAAUUGAGUGUCAGACUUCCUCACUCGGUGGACUGACUCGUAGUUUUCUGGAAGAAUUUUAUCGUUCAGCACGAGGCAUGGAUCCACUAACAGGUCCCGCUCCCAGACGUCGUAUCACAAAGAAAGACAAAGAAAGUGGAAUUGUACAGGAGCCGUCGCUGCCUCCAAUAUCUAUUGUGUUUCCUACAGAAUCAACCAUCAGAGAGUCAAAAGAUGGACCUGCGGGCGCGUCAACGAUAUGCUUUUCACGAAAGCAUUAUAAUAAAGACACGUUUCCAAAGAGCCUAUUAAAAGAUUGCAUAUCUGAACGAAGUAGGACGUUGAUGCAUUCAAAGUUUAUACUUGCACGUAAAAUCCAAAAAGACGAUAACGAUCAAAACCUCGCAGCUAAAAAUGAAGAAAGAGAUAGUGAAGAUGUAGCAAAUGAUAAAGUUGGCUGCGUUACUUUUAAUAGAAGCCACAAUUUCACUGAAUCAGCAUGGGGAAAAAUAACAAAUUCACGAACUACCGGACAACAACAACUAAGAAUAAUUAAUUGGGAAUUGGGUGUCGUGUUUCCAUUGUUUAAUAACAUGCAUACUUUAGUAGAAUUCAACAAGUCUGGACGAUAUAAUCUGGACGAUUGGUUCGUUCAACAUGGAGUACCUGUUCCUUAUCAACGCCCCCCUAGUAAAUAUUCGACAACUGAUGUUCCUUGGACAGCACUUGCCUACGUGCGAGCGUGGCACUUAGUAGAUGCGCGAGACAGAAUACUCGGAAGAAUGUCGACAAAUAUCGCGAUUACUUUAAUGGGGAAGCAUAAACCGAUAUUUGAUCCUGCUUCUGAUUGUGGAGACUACGUGGUCGUAGUAAACGCCAAAGAAAUAAAAGUGACAGGACGCAAAGCCGAACAAAAAUUGUAUCGACAUCAUACUGGGUAUCCGGGUGGUCUUAAAGAGAUUCCAUAUAAACGAAUGAUGGAGACUAAACCGACAGAGAUUAUUCGGAAAGCUGUCUCUGGAAUGCUACCAAAGAACCGACUACGUAACGUUCGAUUAGGUCGAUUGUUCAUUUUUACAGACGAUCAGCAUCCUUAUGAAGGAAAUAUCAUUAAAUUUUAUGAUGAAGCUUUGACAAGUAGUCUAUUUAAUGCGCCUAAAUUUCAGGACAUGAAGAACAAUAAACCUAAUAAGCGUAAUAAUACUAGCAGUAAUCUUACUAGCAGUAGUAAGAGUAAUAUUACCAGCAGUAAUCUUACUAGCAGUAGUAAGAGUAAUAUUACCAGCAGUAAUAAUAGUGUUAGUAAUACUAACAGUAAUAUUACCAGCGGUAAUAAUAGACGCGAGGAGGAGGAAUAG